Messenger RNA from Linum tenue, 1202 nucleotides. NCBI's taxonomy places the organism in Eukaryota, Viridiplantae, Streptophyta, Magnoliopsida, Malpighiales, Linaceae. The record is from the annotation of a GenBank genome assembly.
CAUUCCCAAAUAUAUCCAGUUGGAGGUGCCACGUGUCAAUGACCCAUUGAGUGUCUCAAAUUUCAUGGCCCCCGUCGAAAUCAGGCGCAUAAUCUCCUUCCAAGGCCGCGCCAGCAAGAGAAAGAGACAACAAACAAAGAAGAAGAGCUGUCGAGGUAGAGGGAAGGAGCAGCGACUGGAUUCCAGUGCUCUUCUCUUUCAGAUAUUAAUGGCUGGUUUGGCUACUUGUUGUUCCACUCUUUCUUCCACAAGCCAUGUUGCUGUGUCUUGGUUAGAAUUCCAGGCCCAUCACAAUGGAAGAAAAGCACUGUGGAAACCGAAUCGAAGGAGAAAUGCAUACGGGAUUAGAGCUGAGGUGAAGUUUGUGAAGGCAGAUGAAGCAAAAAAGCUGGUAUCAGAAGAAGGGUAUGCGGUGGUUGAUGUAAGGGACAUAACGCAAUUUGAGAGAGCUCGUAUAAAGUCGUGUUACCACGUUCCUCUUUUCAUAGAGAACAAAGAUAAUGACAUUGGUACCUUUGUUUUAAGGACAGUGCACAACAACUUCUCGGGUUUGUUCUUUGGACUACCUUUCACUAAGCCUAACCCUGAGUUCAUUGAGUCGGUCAAAACCAAGUUUUCAGCCGGAAGCAAACUUUUACUCGUGUGCCAGGAAGGACUGAGGUCUGCCGCGGCAGCGAACAAGUUAGAGAGUGCCGGUUUUGAGAACAUAGCAUGUAUAACAUCUGGUCUUCAAUCCGUUUCACCAGGUACAUUUGAUUCGGAAGGUAAGACUGAGCUAAAAGAUGCUGGUAAAGCCGGUUUGGUCACAGUUCAAGGCAAGAUCUCAGCUGUUCUUGGAACCGUACUCAUCUGUGCAUUUCUGUUCAUCACAUUCUUUCCGGACCAAGCAGAGCAGCUUUUAGCACUUGUGCCUGCUAGCUAGACUACCACAGUAUUGUACCUAACGAGUGCGGUUGCCAUAAUCUCGAAACAGUUCCUCGAAUCUUAAACUAUCGUCGUUUAUAUCCAUCCAAAGUAAAAAACAACUGCAAAUGAACAAUCCUGCCCAGGUAUAAAAUCAAUGGCCAACCAAUACAUUGGCUAAACUGAAAGGAAGGAAGAAAAGGAAACAAUUCCGAUAUUUAAAAAAAGCCAAACGUUGAAAAUGGAAUUCACAAGAAAACUGGGAACCUAACCAGGAGGGUGUAAACAAAUAUUACAGU